CGGCGGCAGGACGGGCGGACGGAGCCGUGAGAGCGCACGGAGCGCGGGAGCUGCUGCUGCUGCUGCCUUGGCGGAGCCGCCGCCGGUCCCGGGGACGAUUUGCCUGCCAUGAUCGCCGCCGGCGUGCUCUGCCUCUUCCUCUGCCUGGACAAGAUGUUGCACACCUGGGCUGCUUCUUCCUCGCUGACCACCCAGGACUUCCACACCUGGCGGAUCCCUGUGGACUGUGUCCGCGCCAACGAGCUGUGUGCGGCCGAGCCCAGCUGCAGCUCCCGUUACCGCACGCUGCGCCAGUGUGUGGCCGGGCGUGACCGCAACACCAUGCUGGCCAACAAGGAGUGCCAGGCAGCGCUGGAGGUGCUACAGGAGAGCCCCCUCUACGACUGCCACUGCAAGCGCGGGAUGAAGAAGGAGCUCUUGUGCCUUCAGAUCUACUGGAGUAUCCACCUUGGCUUGACAGGGGGAGAAGAGUUUUAUGAAGCUUCCCCCUACGAACCAGUCACCUCUCGUCUCACUGAUAUAUUCAGACUCGCUUCAAUUGUCUCAGGGAUGGAUUCGACUGCCAACGCCAAAAGCAACCACUGCCUCGACGCAGCCAAAGCCUGCAACCUGAACGACAAUUGCAAGCGCCUCCGCUCGAGCUACAUCUCCAUCUGCAACAAGGAGAUCUCCUCCACGGAGCGCUGCAACCGCCGCAAGUGCCACAAAGCCCUGCGCCAGUUCUUCGACCGCGUGCCCCACGAGUACACCUACCGGCUGCUCUUCUGCUCCUGCAGGGACCAGGCGUGCGCCGAGCGACGCCGACAGACCAUCGUCCCCCAUUGCUCCUACGAGGACAAGGAGAAGCCCAACUGCCUGGAGCUCCGCAGCCUGUGCAGGUCGGACCCCCUCUGCCGGUCAAGACUGGCAGAUUUCCACACGAAUUGCCAAGCCUCUUUCCAGUCACUGACCAGCUGCCCUGGGGACAAUUACCAGGCUUGUCUUGGUUCCUACGCAGGCCUAAUAGGGUUGGACAUGACACCCAACUAUGUCGACUCCAGCACUGCCAACCUCGUUGUGUCCCCAUCGUGCUCCUGCCGGGGCAGUGGCAACAUGGAGGAAGAGUGUGAGAAGUUCCUGAAGGACUUCAUGGAAAACCCCUGCCUGCGAAAUGCCAUCCAGGCUUUUGGCAACGGCACGGACCGGCCUCUCCCGCCAAUUCAACACAUCACCUUGCCGCCCAAGAUGGAGACAUCAACAUACAACGCCAAUGACAGCAACACCAUCUACGACACAGGUGUGACCACCACUUCAGCCUCCAUCCAGAAGUCGCUGACCACAGACAUGAUCCCCGAACAGAAGACGUUUGUGGACACAAAAGGAUCUGGCAUCCGGCCUUCUGUCCCAGGGACCCUCUUUGCUCUCCCUCUCCUCCUUUUGAAAGUGGCAUUAUAGAAGAAAAGAGGGACGAGUGCUCUGAGGGGGUGGGGGAAGGCGCAGCCCAAACUUUUGCGCAUGGAGAGAUGGACAAAGACACCUUGAAAACGUUUCCUUUGGCCUUUUGGCCUUCCGGAGUCUCUGCUUUCGAAAAGGCACGGCGGCAAGUUGCAGGAGCUUUGACAGGACAAUUUCCCCCAGGAAAUCUGUGCUGAGGGAGCACUUAAACGCCGGGAAUUCUGCAUCCUCAAAGAAGGGUUUUUUUCUCGCUUUGUGUUUCUUUUUGGUUUGAAGUGUCUAGAGCAAGAGUCCGAGAGUCUCCCAUUGUGUCCAAAUACAUCCAUGUUUGAAAGGGUUCGCAAACGGCGUUUCAAAGAAGCACGCCUGCUUUUGCAAGCGGUUGGAGAAUCUCGCAGAGGCUGACUCUGGACGGAGAGACUGAGCCAGUUGUGGCUGAUGCGCCUUAGUUUGCCAAACUGCUUUGCAGGGCAAGAGACAGCUAUGUCCCUUUCCCCAUGUCCCCCCCAGUCUCCAUACCAUUCCUUUUUGCUGCUUGGAAACAAACACACAACUGUCUCCUUCCUCCCCUCGGCCAAGCUUGGCUUCCGUCACCCACAGAAGUGUCUUAACUUUCUCCUCUCAAAGCAGAAGGUGGAGAAGAUGUUUGUGCAGCUGGCGGGGGGCAGGGGGAUCCCUCCAGGAGUGCAAGGAGCACUGUGAGAUGAGCAGCAACACCCCAUGAUUUUCUAGGCCUUCAGGACAGCCUUCCUGAGAGCAAACCCAGUCAAGUCUCGUGGUGGAACAAGAAGCGUAUCGGACAGGUUGAGAGGAGAUACCCCGUUCUGCUGUUUCUUCUGAUUCCCUUCCUCUCUCUUUUCUAGGAUUUUUGCUGUCCAAGAGGUGAAACUUCUCCUCUUCUCAAGAUUGCCCCAAUGUCACUUUGGGUACCUGAUGGAUGGAAGCAGCCAUAGCUGGCAACCAGCAUUCAUUACUCUCCUUUGAUCCUAGGCAUAUCUAGCAUAUGUAUAUCAAGAGAGACCUGCUUCUUUAUAUACCGUAUUUUUUGCUCUAUAAGACUCACUUUUUCCCUCCUAAAAAGUAUGGGGAAAUGUGUGUGCGUCUUAUGGAGCGAAUGCA
Molecule: messenger RNA, 2553 nt
Organism: Podarcis muralis (Common wall lizard)
Lineage: Eukaryota; Metazoa; Chordata; Lepidosauria; Squamata; Lacertidae
Gene: GFRA2
Product: GDNF family receptor alpha 2
Biological process (GO): nervous system development
Cellular component (GO): external side of plasma membrane; signaling receptor complex
Molecular function (GO): glial cell-derived neurotrophic factor receptor activity
Source: RefSeq, a predicted model, not a curated record